CUCCCUGACAAAUCAUAUGAGGUAAUGCAAGUAUGCAACUGUGUCAUGCUAUGCAAUUUUCAUUCAUAUUGCAUACAAGGAUGCAGUGAUGAUCAAUGCUACUGUAGAAAAGAAUUAAGUUACAGAAACAGCAUGAAGGAUAACCAUUAAUGCAUUUAGAAAACUGUUUGUCGAUCACAAAACACCAAUUUCCCACCUUUCUCACAAAGCCCUUGUUCUCCAAUCGAAUCAACCAUCUUUCCAUAGCUGUACGUCAAUGGCAUCUUCCCCAAAACCCUAUGAAACUCUUUUAUACAAUCUCCUCUCCUUCUUCUAUGACCCUUUUUCCUACUACUCAACCCCACCGCCACCUCCUCUCCCGCCGCUCUCAAUCCCCGCCCCCGCCGCCUUACACCUUCGUUCCUGGCGUCCCCCCAAUCCCUCACCCUUUUAGCCCCGACAAGAACCGGUCCCAUACCCGUCUUGUUUGCUGCAACGAAAUUCAUCAGUAUGUCUUCGCAAUUCCUCAUCUCAUCCACGAUUGAUCUCGCCUGCGCCAUUGAUUCACCUCCUUCGCAGCUGUACUCGUAUAAAUACUCCGUUUUCAUUAACAUGAACUUUGUGAGUAAGAUCGAGUAGCGAUUGGGGUGGACGGUGUAAAUCCAUGUACGGCUGGUGAGGUCUAGCUCGUGAGAUCUGGCGAACAGCCCCACGAGUUGUUCUGGAUUGUUCGAGCGACUCCUCCAGAUCUCAAAAGCGAAUUGGAUCGAUUUUGGGUCGACCUCGAUGUCGUCGUCGCAGAUUAGGACGGCGCGUGUUGAAAUCCAUGGGCGGGGAAGGAACCGGGCGUUGAGACUAGACGACGGUUGUCGGAUAACUGAGAUCGGCGCGUCUCCAGGAGACGAGAUCGAGAGGUUAUGUGAGAGUUCCACUAGGGUUUUUGCGGGCGUUGUAGGGUUUCCCCAUAACACAACCACGGCAGCUACAGACGGAGAACUUGAAUACACUCCGGUGACUGUCCGCAGGAUCGGAAUGCGUGAUUCCGAGUAGCCGUUAAUCAACACCGUGAAUUGAUCUGAUCGGAGAGCUUGUGGGGACGGUAGGCGCGUAAGGUCACAGUAAUGAUCACCGGAAAGUAACCGGAGGGAGAAAACGAUGAAGAGGCGUGACGAAGCGACGGCGAUGAAGAUGAAUAUGACUUUACCAGUGGUCAUUCUUCAUUUAUUUCCGAAAGUGACACUAGUAAUGAAGUAAAUUUACAUUUAUAAAAAGCAAUGAAAAAGGAUGGUGGCACUUGCGUAAUUUGUUCGCAACUAUAAGGUUGAAUUUUUGGCUUUGGUGGGUGGUGGGUGUUCUCCAUUUUCACCCUUUAAAAUCUUUAUCCUCAAAGGAGGAAGAAGCAACAAAAAUGGCGUUUUUGGGUGUAACCAAGCUGCCAUUGAUGCCUCUGAUUUCUUUGAAUUCGAACAGGUUUUCAAAGCCCAUCCAUUGCACUUCUCUUCAACAACAGGGUAUAAAGAUUGAUGGGGGCAUUGAAUGUGAACCUUGUGAUGGGAGAGGAUGGUUGAUUUGUGAUUUUUGUAAAGGGCAAAAGACUAAUGUGAAAUCUGAAAACAAUCGUAUCUAUCGUAGAUGUCCAUCUUGUAGAGCUGUUGGGUAUGUGUUGUGUUCCAAGUGCAAAGUUUUCAAAUGUGUUACUUUCCCUGAUCAAAGUGAUGGCGAAAGCUGAAACCUUUUGGGAUCAAUGUUGUUCUUCCAUUGUCUUGCGAAAGGUGACAAGAUUUGAUAAGUAACCUAUCAAGAUGAUUAAAAAGACUCAAUUGGUUGGUUUAGCAUGUUAGAUGCAUGUCUUGUUAAGAACUCUUCAUUUAUAAUGUUACAACUUGACCCAUUAAUGAUAGGAAAAAAUGGAUCCAAAUGCAAUCAAUUCUAAAACCGAAACUCUUAUUUUGUUGGUAGUGGUAUAAUGUUAAAAUUGACAAUGACAAAUGGGAAAUUGUAGUCGAUUAAUGGUCUAACCCCGACUUUUUUUUUUUUGUUGGUUGACAUUUUCCCAUCGACCUUAUAAUGAGACAUAAUGAGAUGAAUCGUUUGUGUGCUUCUAAUUGAUUUGGUUGAUGUGUAUUGAGUGUACACGAGAGCUGCUAUAACUCAUGGCUAACAAAAGGGUUAGUGAUAAAGUGUAAUCUAGCUACAAUUAUGGUCUAGCACACCCUCAUACGUGAAGAUCAUAGCAAUGAUGAAAAUGUCAAAAUUUCUGAAGAAGAUGGCCAAACAAAAUGUAACAAUGUCUGAUUGGGCAUGACCUUUGACCUCCACUCGAGCGAGCCGUGCAAGAAAUCAAGAAAAGUUGACACAAUAUUUCACUUCGUUGAGUGGAUUUUCCUACAUAAUUUGACUUGGUUGAGUGCGACCAUAAAGUCGGAUUUGAGCCUUUAAAUAACCCCAUUAGUUCAUUAUUGUUGCAUCUCGACUUUGACCGCAAGGAAACUCAAUUUUUAUGCGAAGAAUCAUCGAGAAAGCAUUUGGAAUCAAUGAUUUCGUAUUUUUCAUCGGUUAAUUACGCAUUACAAUUGACUAUGGAAUCAAUGAUUUCGUAUUUUCCGGUUUUUGUUUUACAGUUG
Molecule: messenger RNA, 2603 nt
Organism: Lactuca virosa
Lineage: Eukaryota; Viridiplantae; Streptophyta; Magnoliopsida; Asterales; Asteraceae
Source: the annotation of a GenBank genome assembly